AUGAGUUUCACAAUUGAAACACUACUGAAAACAGAUAAUUUACCAUUUGAUGAUUUAAAUAACCUCGAUCAAGAAUCCGUUAAUUCUGACAAUCAUCAAGAAUACAAUGACGCACGAAAAUACCGAUCACAUCAUAGCUCUCAUCAUAGAAAACGAAAUUCAGAGUCAAUGUUCCAAAAACAAACCGAUUUGUCACUAUCAUCACUGGAUAACUCGAAUGAAAUGACUUCUACAGCUAAUUCAUCUCCAGCUAGUCUUCUUUCAUCAGAACCAACUCAUUUGGACAAUCAUCAAAACAUACAUUUAUCUUCUAGCCCAUUUAAUCAGUUCUCUUCACAACAACCAAUAUUAUCGCCAUCCUCUUCCUCUACUUCUUCUUCAUCGUCUUCAUUACUAAGUACUUUCUCAAGUCCAUCUCAUUCAAUUACAACUCACAACAGUAAUAUAUCACCAAUUACCAAUGAGAAAUUGAAUAUAAUCACUGAAUAUGAUUCUAAGUCAAAUGUAAAUAUUAAACAUCAUCAUCAUGAUCAUCAUCAACAAAGAAAUUCUAAGAUUGAAUAUUUAAAUCCUUGCACAAUUCAAAAUGAUAGAAAUUCGACAAAAGCAACUGCACCUAGUACCACCACCAUAACUACUACUAGUAGUAGUUGUAGUAGUAAGAAUUUAAGUGAAAAAUCAACAAAUCAUUUUCAUUCAAAAUCUAACAAUAAGUUUUCAUUUAAUUUAAACAAUCGUUCUGAUCACUACCACCAUCACCAUCAUCAUCAUCAUACAAGUUCAAAAUAUACAAUGAGACCAAGACGUUUAAGAACAACAUUUACUACAUAUCAAUUGCAUACAUUAGAAACUUCAUUUAUGCUUAACCAAUAUCCAGAUGUUGCAGCACGUGAUCAAUUGGCAAGUCAACUGAAUUUGUCAGACGGUCGCGUACAGGUUUGGUUUCAAAAUCGUCGAGCUAAAUAUCGUAAAUACGAACGAUCACACAGCCGUAAUAAUAUGAAUAUCGACAAUAAUAAUGAUAAUAACAGUCAUAGUAGUAUGGAAAUAAAUCAACAGCAGCUUAACCUAUUUCCUGAUACUCAAACAAUAUUGAACACAUUCAACGCUUAUACAUCAGCUUUGCAACAUUUAAUCCCUAACAACAAUGCAGAUAACAAUUCGACUGUAUUAUUUUCAGCUAACAACUUAUCUCCUGUUGCAUUGACAACAGAUACAACUUCAAAUGUUUCUCAAGAAGAAAUUCAUCUGAAAAACAAAUCAUUGUUAAAUUUGACCACUGGAAUAGAUACAAAGGAAACAUUCACAAAUACAUUGUCCACUACAGAUACAACUAUUAAAUUAAAUUCUAGAAAUGAUUAUUCUACAUUAUUAAGUUCUAAAGACUUAGCUACAAUUCUAAUUGGAUUCAAUGGAAAUCAAAUACCAUUUCAAAUGAAAUAG
Schistosoma margrebowiei is the source of this 1443-nucleotide messenger RNA. The record is from the annotation of a GenBank genome assembly. Lineage: Eukaryota; Metazoa; Platyhelminthes; Trematoda; Strigeidida; Schistosomatidae.